AAAUAUGUAUUCAUGUUUUAAAUCAAAAAACUACUAAUCAGGAAUAAUAAAGGAAAUACAAAAUCGCAUUGUUUUUGGUUUAAUCCACCAACUUCCUAAAAUUAAACACUAUCUAAAGAUUUGCAUCGAUGCGUUUUUUAAGAUAAUGAUUUUAAUCACUGUCAGAUGUCAUUAUACUUAAUCCCACUAUGUUAUGUCACCACUGUGUCGCGAUCCCCCUGUGCUGGGUUUUUUUAAAUUUUAAUUCAUCUAUAGAAUUUUAAUACAUGAUUAGACACCUUUUUAUUAUUUAUGGAUAUAAUCCACUGAUUAAUUAAAUUUUGCUAACUAAUAAAUUUUAUGUUAAACGAUAAUGUUUUAGCUAUUCUAUUAGUAAUAUAUCGCAAUAAUUUUUUUAUCGAUUUAAAAAUAACAUCAUUAUACUCUUUUUUUUCUGGGGAAAUAAAAGUCAUUUAUCUUAGUUAAUAAUCGCAGAUCUAAAAUUACGCAGCGUACUUUAAUCAAACGAUUUCAAGAUAAGCUGUGGAACGGCUAAAAAUUAUUACUUUUAUUACCUGAACUACAACCAGUUGGUGGACAUGCAAUUCAUGUAGUUGUUAUCUUCAGUGAUUGUAUAGCAGUGUUAAACAUUAGCAGUAUUUUAAACAGAAUAUCGUAUUGAUUUUACAGUAUAGAUAUUAGAAUGCCCGUUGUAUAUGUAUAAAAAAAAAAUUUUGUUCGAAACUUGAGGAGUGCAGCAAGGAAAUUUGUUCUUAUACGUCUAAAGAUAAUUUAUUUAAAAAAUUAAAAUUUAUACAACUAUGUUAACAAGGCGCGCAAAAAGCUCAAAGUUAUUUAAAUGGAAAAAAUAUUAAAUUUAGAAAAUAUGGACAUCAGCCUCGAGGCAACCUGCUCAAAAAAUUUGGAACAAAUUGAUUUAGAAAAAAAUAAAAAUAAUGAAAAAAAUAUAAAUAAUGAAAAAAUUAUUCAAGAAAAAAACAAUCAAGAAAAAAUUGAGACAAAAUUAAUUAAAAAAAAAAAUAAUAAAAUAUACAAUCCAUACAAUAAAAGUAAUACACCUAAAAUAAUAGGAAAUGGAAAUAUAAUACAUAUAUACACACACACGAAAUCGGCUAAUUUUGGAAUAGUUAACCCCCCAAAAUUAAAAUGCUACCGGUGUGGAUUGAUGGGCCAUAUUGCUCGCGAUUGUAAAAAACCAAAACGAUGAUACACAUGUUUAAGAGAGGGACAUUGGGUGGCACAUGUCAAUAUUAAAUUUAAUUACAUUUUAACAUAUUUUUUAUUUUAUAAUAACAUUAUUUUAUAUUUUGUUUUUUGAAUUUUAUUAAUUUUCAUUUAUUUAAUCUUAUUGUUUAACAUAAUCAACACUUUUAUUGAUACAUCAUAUUCAUUUGGUUAAAAUGACAUUAUUCUUUUCAAUAAAUAUAAUUAAAUAAAUAACUUAGAAUUAUCUUUAACAAAUACAUAAUGUUUAAUUAUAUUAUAUUACACACGUUUCAGUUAUAAAUAAAUUAUUUGUCAUUUAAAAAUCAC
Messenger RNA from Daktulosphaira vitifoliae (grape phylloxera), 1533 nucleotides. RefSeq lists its product as uncharacterized. The record is from RefSeq and is a predicted model, not a curated record. The transcript has 5 exons. Gene Ontology annotation, molecular function: zinc ion binding; nucleic acid binding. The coding region runs from base 839 to 1207 and encodes 122 amino acids. Lineage: Eukaryota; Metazoa; Arthropoda; Insecta; Hemiptera; Phylloxeridae.